CUCAUGCUGACUUCAAGGAUCUGACAUCCUGUUUUAGUCUUCACACACUGACCACAAGUUUGUCUGCCACUAGCUUUAAAGAGAAGAAGAGUGCUGGUUACUUCCACACAUCUACAUAGUAUCAAAGAACUAAAUUGUUCAUGUCUAAUUGUUAAAGAGCAGAAAUGUCUGAAGAUACUUAUGACGAUGUGAUCAGGACUGAGUCUGAGAGAAUGAAGACACACAGAGCAGAGAUGACGGUGGUUAUCUAUGAGAAUGCAGACUGUGAGAGAGUUUAUGACUUCAGGACAGGGACAAACACACACCAACCACGUCAGCAUACAGGAAGUGAUUCGGUGAGGAUCAGAAACUACAGAUCAGCUGUAGUGUGUUUAGUGCUGCUGUGUGUUCUUCUGCUGACUGCACUCAUAGUGCUGUGUGUCCACAUUCAUACAAACAAAAUAAACUACACACAAGUGAGAGAUGAGUUAAUAAUAAAAAAAGGAAAUCUGUCGAAUGACAGAGACCAGCUUCCAGCUGUUGGCAAAGAUCAGUGCUCUUACAACCCUAAAUGGAUAACAUACAAGCGCAGUUCCUACUACAUUUCCUCUGAGUGGAAGAACUGGGCUGACAGCAGACAAGACUGUUUGCAGAGAGGAGCAGAUUUAAUCAUCGUAAAUGACAAAGAGGAACAAGAAUAUAUUACAAUGGUCACUAGUGGAAACAUUGUGUGGAUUGGCCUGACUGACAGUGAUACAGAGGGGGUCUGGAAGUGGGUUGAUGGCAGCACACUGACCACUGGGUUCUGGAAUCCUGUGGAGCCCAAUAACAAAACUGGAAAUGAGGAUUGUGCUGUAUCUUACUUUCACUGGGCUGAUUAUCCAUGUAAUUUUACCUUUGUAUGGAUUUGUGAGAUGAAUUUAGAGGUUUAACAAAGCUGUUACAUCAAACCUGUACAUCCAAA
Labeo rohita (rohu) is the source of this 943-nucleotide messenger RNA. Its product is annotated as CD209 antigen-like protein 2. The coding region runs from base 165 to 911 and encodes 248 amino acids. The transcript has 5 exons. Lineage: Eukaryota; Metazoa; Chordata; Actinopteri; Cypriniformes; Cyprinidae. The record is from RefSeq and is a predicted model, not a curated record.